AUGUCAGACGAGAAGAAAUCGACACCAUCACAUGCUGAAAACAGUUCCAAAGAACAAUUUGGCAUAACUGGAGUCACAACCGGUUCCACUGGUGAGCAUCUAGCAACUACCGGAGCUAGUGCACUGGGCACGAGCGGUGGUAGUGGUGAUAUGGGAAAUGAAAAAUCAAAAAUUGAUAAAGCAACAGCUGGCCCAGGAGCAACAGCAACAACAGGUGCAUCCUCACCUACGGUCGCUACAGAUCAAGGAACACAGGUUCAAUGA
Adineta ricciae is the source of this 264-nucleotide messenger RNA. Lineage: Eukaryota; Metazoa; Rotifera; Eurotatoria; Adinetida; Adinetidae. The record is from the annotation of a GenBank genome assembly.